UGACCCCGGCCGGCCGAGGAUGAUCACGAACACGCGGGGCUUCUUGUGGUCGGACCUGGAGACGCGGGCGCUGCUGGAGAUCUGGGGCGAGGCGGACGUGCAGUCGGCUCUGGACGGCAACUUUCGGAACAGCCAUGUGUACCGGGACGUGGCGUGCCGCCUGGCCGAGCUGGGCUUCGAGCGCACCCCGGAGCAGUGCCGCAUCCGCAUCAAGGGCCUCAAACGACAGUACUACCAGGCCCGGGACGGGCUGAAGAAGAACGGGCACGCCCGCAAGAUUUGCAAGUACUACGACGAGAUGGACCGAAUCCUCAGCUGCCGGGGGGGGCCUGACGGAGCACCCGAGCCGCCGCCCCCUCUGCCCGACGGUCCGCAGCCCCUCGGAGGGCCGCCCAGUCCGGGCGCGCUGCACAACGGCCGCGAGAACGACCCCGAGGCGGACGAGGACGCCGGGCUCGAGUCCCCCCGCGACAACUUCGCCGAGGACUCCGGGGAGUGCUCCUCGUACACCGAGCGCCCCAUCAAGGUGGAGUGCCCCCCCUUCGCCAUCCCGGUGCCUCCCGGAGACGGCUUUAAAGAAAUGAGCGCUCCGACGGUUACCCCGCCUCUCAGUCAGCCCAAAAGAUCAAAAAAGCGCCAUGCAAAUUUAACGUUGGAUAAAAUGAUGGAGAAAUUCCUGCAGCAGAGCGUGGAUACAGAAGAAAAAUUUUAUAGAUACGAAGAGCAGAGGCUCAAAAUUGAGGACAAACGUCGUGAAGCUGAGCACGCUCGAGAGCUCCAGAUGCUGCAGAUGUUGGGACAGAUGUUGUCAGGAAUUUCUUCGACGGUAUCACAAAGGGCACAGUCUAUACCAACGAGUCCACCUCAGAGAGCAAACCAUCGUUCUUAUGGGGAUAACUUUAAUUAUAAUGCUAUGACAGCAGCACUUUCUCCGCCGAUAGUUAUAGAGAGAUCUUUUUCACUGCAUCGAAAUCACACUCUAAAGGAUAUGGAGAAUAUUUUUCAACUGGUGCGCAACGUUAUUCCUCCUCUAACUGGGAAGAGGCAUAAAGGUCAAGAUGGACGUAUAGGCAUUGUUGGAGGAUGUAGAGAAUACACAGGAGCACCAUAUUUUGCUGCAAUUACAGCUCUCAAAGUGGGUGCAGAUUUAUCCCAUGUGUUUUGUACCAAAGAUGCAGCAACAGUAAUCAAAUCAUAUAGUCCCGAGCUGAUUGUUCAUCCAGUUCUUGAUAGUCCCAACGCUGUGCAUGAGGUGGAUAAGUGGUUACCACGACUGCACUCAGUUGUCAUAGGACCUGGCUUAGGCAGAGACGAAGCUUUACUUGAGAAUGCUAAGGCUAUUAUAGAAAAAUCAAAACUGAAAGGAAUUCCUAUCAUUAUCGAUGCUGAUGGAUUGUGGCUUAUUUCCCAGCAGCCUUCUCUUAUUCAAGGGUACCAGCGAGCUAUUCUUACUCCUAACUAUAUGGAGUUUAGCAGACUAUAUGAGGCCAUGCUUAGAGACCCCGUAGACAGUAGUGAUCAUCAUGGAUGUGUUUUAAGACUCAGCCAAGCCUUGGGGAAUUUGACAGUUGUUCAAAAGGGAGAACGAGAUCUUAUUUCAGAUGGAGAGAAAGCUUGGUCUACACUUGUUGAUUCCCUGCUCUACAAAGAUGAGCUUCACCAUGCUCUUAGUAGGUGAUAUCAGUGCCAUCACUGACCAGGGUAGGAAUGAGUACUCAGCCUAUGGGGAAAAGGUAAGUCAGCUUUUAUUCACUAUGGCACAGCUCUCUAAGGCUUUCUUUUUAUAAUUCACUGGAGAACUGGGCAAUAAUAAAGUGUGGUUAUACCCAUCUUAGUUCCUAGCAAGUUUAAAAUUUGGCUGGGUCCUUGAAGUAGAGAAUUUAUUUUGUUGAUUGUUUGGGGUUUUUUGGUUUUUGUUUCAUUUUGAUUUAAUGCUACGAUGAGUUUUUCCUAUACUUUUGCCAGCACCUGCGUCUGUUCUCUCCUCCUUUCCCAAAGCAGGGCUCACUGUAACCAGCCAGUUGCUGCCUCUUGUCUGCUCCUACCUGGAGCCUAUAACAAAACAUUUCUCUCCUGUUGCCCAACAGCAUGGACAAGAAAAGCAGAGCAUGUGAAAAGGAGUAAGGUUUACUGAUAUGGGGUGAAAAAUAUCUCUUGCCCUGAAUCCCCAAACACUACUUAAGAGUUUCUGCCAUUUAUUCCCUACAUGGCUAGAAAAGAAGCUGUUUGGUGCCUGUCAGUCUCUGGCUGCCCAGUAGAUUCUGCCUAGAUUGUAAGUGAAAGGCACUGUCUUCAACUCCACUCCUGCUUCUGCAGUCCAGGCAAAACAGAGCUCUUGGUUACCAUCCAUGGUCCCACUCUCUUGUCAACUACGUGCUCAGCUCAGCCUGCUGCCUCCCUGUCAUUACUUGUCUAUUAUAACAUCCAUUCCCUGGCUCCUGCACCCAUCCAAGGAAAGAAAUACAAAAUUUGUUUUCUUUUAACAUUCGUUACCUGUAUUACCUAAUAUGUCACACUCAAGGACCUAGCUAAGUUUUAGCAGUGUGAUUAGUGAAUAUGAAAGUAUAAGCACCCUUUAUAUAAAAGCCAACUUACAUUUUUCCACAUCAGUUGAGGAGUUUAAGGGAGCUUAUAAGCAGGAGGGAGGGGACCAACUUUGCAUGGUCUGAUAGUGAUAGGAUAAGGAGGAAUGGCUUUAGACUAGAAGAAGAGAGUUUUAGUUUAGAUGUUAGGAAGAAAUAUUUUGCUCAGAGGGUGGUGAGGUGCUGGCAUUGUGGAGAUUGUGGAGAUGCUGUAGGUGCCUCAUGCCUGGAGGGAAUUAGAAGCUGCUUGUGUAUAGAUAGCUAUAUCAAAAUUCAUGCCUCCCAGUCAGCUCACAGUGUUUGAUAUCAACAAAGCUACUAAAUUCUAGUUUUGUUUUUUUUUAAGCUGUCAUGACAGCUAUUUUCAUUUACAUCACUGACUGUUUGUUUGUUUGUGUGUUCGUUGUUUUGUUUUGAAUUAAGCAUAGAAUAGCAAUAAAUGUGUCAUGCUUUUGGGUUUUGAUCUGCCUGCACAGUUUGGGCUGUGAGCUCCUUUGGUUCAAAGCUUGCUGGUAGAGAUAAAGGGUAGCAUGAGGCCAUGGUCUGAAUGCUUCCCAAAAUGCUAAUGUUUAUCUUCAAGGCAUGCUGAAAAGGGACUGAGGGUAACUUAUUCCAUGGCCUGAUUUAUGUUAGGCAGAGAGCCACUAAAUAAUUUUCCUAUAGUUAUCCAGGAAAUGUGGGGCUCAAUGUUGAAUUGUUUAGUACAUAAAGCUUGAGAAUUUCUACUUUCCAAUAUUCUGUCAGUGUGACAGCCUUCAUUUCUUGUUCCUGUUGUUACAAAUUGUUUUAAUGGACUUCUGUAGGCAAGAAACCUGUGUGCCUCUGUGUGCCAGGGUGUUGUAUUUGCUGCAUACAGCUCUGGCAAUGUUUACGUGCUGUUUAAUUGUUGAGAUGGUGUUGAAAUUGUUGCAGCAGGGCUGUGGUUGUUCUGGCUGUAGUCGAUCUUUCUUGCCUUAUUUCACUCAGAGAUUUUGUCAGUUACAGCCUUUUUAUUUCAGCUGCUUACUACAGGUCUGUGUGCUCCAUAGUGCUAGGGAGUCAGGUUGACUUUUUUUUCAGAAGGUUGCCUGGCAUAAAUUGGUUUUCAUUAAAAGUCUGCCAUUAAUUAUACUGAGUUAGUUUUUCAGAUCAUUGCCCUGUGAAAUAAUGACAUCAGAUCUGGUUGCCAGGAGCUAUUCAAAAACAGAGCAGAGCACCUCGAUCCAGCUGACAUCGGCUGCCUGUUUUUGCCUCUGAAGGUCUUGUUUUUCUAUUUACCUCAUCCACUCGUGUCCAUCCAGGCUGGAUGGGGCUUUGAGCAACCUGGUCAAGUGGGAGGCGUCCCUGCCUACAGCAGUGGGGUUGGAACUGGGUGAUCUUAAAGCUCCCUUCCAACCCACACCACUCCUUGUGAUCUAACAGAGCUCUGGUGGCAUCAGCACCACUUGGCACUGCUGGUGCAGUGGUGUCAGGAGGGCACCCACGUGGUGGCUGAAGAGCUGCUCUGUGCAGGCAGUGGGGCACAUUCAGUUGGGGUGUUGGGUUGGCAGGGGUGAGGAAGGCAGCAGGGUGUUCUUACUGUGGUAGGAGAAGAUUGAGAAAAGCAUCUGGAAGACUUUGUCCUGUGCGGGUUGGGCAGCACGCCAGGCUGUCACAUCAGCUGCUGUGGGAUUCCUUCUUUUGUUUUAAAAGCUCUCAACAGCGACUGUUGUUCAGAGGAGCUUUUCAUUCCUUUUCACACUGCCUGUUGUAAUGUUCAUCGUCCUUUUAUUGAGGGAUGUUCUUUGAGGAGUGGAGCCUCUGUGCGAGAACUGGCCGGGCGUUAUACCUUUCCCCCUCAUUCAGUGAAUUUCCUGUAAUUCUGCUGCUUUGAAGCUAUUGCUUGGAUUUGUUUUCCACCAUCUCUGUGCAGAGUACAAAGGUCUGCCUUUGUUGCUGCCUGUGAGGUACUCUGCACAUAUUUGAGACUUACAAACAAAAGAGCACUUCUUUUUUUGUAGCGGGGUAUUAUAAUUGGCCUAGUUUGAGCAGAUCUUACUUCCCUGCACAGCUCAAAACUGACUGUAAGGUUGUGGGGCUGCAGAAUAGUGGCAGAUGGUGACAUACAGCUAAUAAGCAGGGGCUUGUGCUCAGCUGUCAGUCAGAAGGCCUCAAAGCUUUUGAACAGAGGAUUUCCAUCCUGCCUCCUGCCAGGAGUUCAAGACCUCAAAGUGAAAAUCCUGUGAGAUACCAUCUUCAAAGUAACAGAAUUAGAGGUAAUUUCUCCAAAGCACUGUAUUUAAAUAAAUAAAGAAAUAAAAAAAUCCACCUAAGAGGGCAUACCUUGUUCAAAUACCACCCUCAGAAGAGUAUUACACUUGUGAAAUUUGACAUUAACUACUGCUCACUGAGAAACACCUCCGGAAUCUUAAUUUGGGGGCCAGGGGAAGGGAGGGAGAAGAGCAAUUGGGAAAAUGAAGUGCUGGGAGCGCUGCAGCGGUGUCUGCUGUGUUGGUGGUGACUAAUGAAUCUUUGCCCUCCCAGUGGCAGCAAAAACGCACAGCUGCCCGGCCUCGUGAGCCCAGCAAUUACCGCUGGAAGAGUUGGGAAGCAAUGGAAGCGAAGUACAAUUCUCCGCUGCACUGAGUAACAAAGAAAUGAGCUGUGCAAAUGAACUGGGAAGGUUUGCUUGUGUUAAGUAGGUUGUUUUAAAUCUUGCUGUUCAAGUUUUACCUGCAAGGCCGUCAGUUUGUGCGCAGGCAGAUUUUUCCCAUUAUCUGAAAGACACGGUUACUCUAAAAAAUAGGGAUGGUAAUCCCUUCAAAACUCCUAGGCUGCUCUGUCGCACACCUUGGAGAAUCCCAAGGUGAAAGCUGUUGGCACAAGCAGUGCCUUGCUUCGUAUUGCCUUGUGUGCUUUGCUUGCCCAGGAGCAUGCUAAUAACUGGCUUCCUACUUUUGGACUUGCUGAGAGCGGAGAGCAAGGGUCUUACAUUCAGUGAAACCAUCUGCUUGUCCCUCAUAGUUAAAGCUCCACAGAGAUCAGUUUGAACAAGGACCUUGGUGUACCAAAACCAGAAAGGCAGCAGCUGCUAUCUGACAGACCUACCCACAGCAACGCUGCUGACAGAGACAUGCAUGGACUCUCAGGACACUGCUGACUGGCAGAGAUCUCUUUUUGCCUUUGAUUUCUACAAAGCCUAAAGAAAAGACUGUUUACAGUAAACUUGCUUUCUGAUGUGCACAGGUGGCUUCAGAAUUGAGUUCCAUUUUGCACUUACUCCAUGUGAAAAGCCUUGGUUUACUGUUGUGAACUCUGAAGGGCUGAGGCUCUGCAGAGAUGCACACAUGCAGUGGGGAGAUCUGGGCCACUGUGGGGUGUGUGUGCAUAUAAUGGUGGCAUUGGUGGUGUAUGGAAACAUGGAGCACUAAACUGCUGGGCGGCAGCGUUCUCUGCAGGCUGAGUGGAAUGGAAACAGCAACAGCGUUGUGCCACGUCACUACAAAGGAGUGAAAAGUAACUGGAAAGUGGUUUGUUGUUGUUGUUUUUUUUUAAUAUUAACACAAUUUAAUUUUGUUGUUGUUAACAAAUAGCGUAUUUCAGCAUAUGCUGCUGCCUGUGAGUUCCCCCAGAGCUUCGCUCCCACAGCCGCAGCAAUAUCACGGUGUAUAGAAGCAAUGCACCUGACUGGUUUGGGUUUGCUCGU
Molecule: messenger RNA, 6246 nt
Organism: Lagopus muta (rock ptarmigan)
Lineage: Eukaryota; Metazoa; Chordata; Aves; Galliformes; Phasianidae
Gene: NAXD
Product: NAD(P)HX dehydratase
Exons: 10
Coding region: 20-1678 (552 amino acids)
Biological process (GO): metabolite repair
Molecular function (GO): ATP-dependent NAD(P)H-hydrate dehydratase activity
Source: RefSeq, a predicted model, not a curated record